UCUGUCUUCUUAAUUUAUUAUUGGUCAAAUAGGAUUCGAUUAGGAAAUCUACUACUACUAUUCAGGAAAAAGGAAGACGUAGGACACAGAAAAUUUUGUGAAUGAUGGCUUCUGCUGGAAAUGUGAGGAGAUCUACACGGAUAAAACCUCAAGUGAAAUAUGCAGAAGUCAGUGAUGGGGAAACACCUGUUAGCAGUCCACAAACUAAUAUAUUGAAUGCUGAGAUAGAGGAACAACUAAAAGAUAUCGAAGAGGAUGUACAAAAACCAGUUGAAUUAUUUUCUGAGAAGGAUGUAAGUGGAAGAAAACUAUAUGGAUUUCAAACGCCAACAAAAAGAAACAGCAUGAUGAUUAAAGCUAAUCAGUGUCGUACACCUGAGACUCCAAAAAGUUUCAAAACACUUCCAAUUUUAAAAGUUGUUCUUGACGAUGUUCUUGCAAACUCUAACAAUCAAAUGGUCAAGAAGGAUAGCAAAGUCUCUCGAAAACGAUAUUUGCCCAGUGUAAAUUCAAGUGGCGACGAGAGCGUGUCAGAAGACAGUGAAUAUAUACCUUCAAAUGAUGAAAUCAGUUCAGAGUCUUGUAAAACUUCUGAUAAAAGUGAGGAUAGCGAUAAUUCUGAUGUAAGCCAAGAAAAUAAUACCAGAAGGAAAGUUGUAGGAAAAGUAUUGAAACCUUUAUUAAGACGCCAGGUACAAAGUACACCUAGGAAAACAAGGAGAGGACAUAAGACUGUUGCUUACAAGGAUUACCACAUAAAAACCGACGAAUAUUUUGAAUCUCAAUCAGAAAAAACAGUUACAUCUGAUCGUACAUUAGAAAGACUCAAGAACGCUCGUCUCACCGAAGAAUCACUAGGAAAGUUAUUAAUAAAUCAAAGUCAUAUUUCUACAAUCCAUAAAAAACAUAUUUGUUCAUUGACAGAAAAUUGUAGAUCGUUCUUUCCUAUGUGGCAAUUCAUAUUGGAAGAAGGUUACAGUCUGCUACUUCAUGGAGUAGGCUCAAAAAGAAAUUUAAUAAAUGAUUUUCAUAAUGAGAUUAUACGAGAUCAUCCAACAUUAAUUAUAAAUGGAUUUUUUCCUAGUUUAACACUGAAAGAUAUACUCGAUAACAUAAUAACGGAUUUGUUAGAUUUAAAUUGUCCAACAAAUCUUAAUGAUUGUUUAGAACUUAUAGAAACAGUUAUGAGAGAUAAUCCGAAUGAUCGACUUUAUUUAAUAAUUCAUAAUAUUGAUGGGAUAAUGCUGCGUUCGAAUAAAGCUCAAAAUAUACUUGCCAGUUUAGCAGCCAUUCCAAAUAUCCAUGUUCUAGCAUCUGUUGAUCACAUAAAUGCACCACUUCUUUGGGACCAUGUAAAACGCGCCAAGUUUAAUUUUUAUUGGUGGGAUGCAACAACAUUAUUGUCAUAUCAAGCGGAAACGUCAUAUGAAAGUUCCUUACUGGUUCAGCAAAGCAGUGGACUCGUGUUAUCCUCUCUUCAGAAUGUCUUCCUAUCCCUCACAUCAAAUGCUCGAGCAAUUUAUUUGAUUCUUGUCAAAUAUCAAUUGAACAACAGCAGUAGUAAUUUCACAGGGAUGCCGUUUAGAGAUCUAUAUCGAGCAGCACGCGAACAGUUUCUAGUUAGUUCUGAUUUGGCGUUAAGGGCACAGUUAACUGAAUUCAUUGAUCAUAAAUUGCUACGAAUUAAACGUACAGUUGACGGCGCUGAACACCUAAUGAUACCUCUUGAUAAGCCUCUUCUUAAACAAUUUAUGGAGCAAUAUGGAUCAUAAUUGAUGAACAUAAGAAAAAGUAUAUAUUUUUAUAAUAGUUG
Molecule: messenger RNA, 1813 nt
Organism: Mycetomoellerius zeteki
Lineage: Eukaryota; Metazoa; Arthropoda; Insecta; Hymenoptera; Formicidae
Gene: Orc2
Product: origin recognition complex subunit 2
Exons: 9
Coding region: 102-1772 (556 amino acids)
Biological process (GO): DNA replication
Cellular component (GO): nuclear origin of replication recognition complex; nucleus
Molecular function (GO): DNA replication origin binding
Source: RefSeq, a predicted model, not a curated record